AUGGCACCUCCACAAUCCGAUGUGCUGCCAGUGAAUAUAAGGGAGAGCUUCUACUGGAGCAAAUGGCUGACCUUCUCCGCUUCUGCCCUGAUCAUGCUCUGUGCUGGGCUGUCGUAUUCUUAUGGGAUCUGGUCGUCCACGAUCAAAGAAAGAUAUCAGCUGAGCCAGCUUCAAGUAGCUGGCAUAGGCACCGCUGGCAACAUUGGAGGCUACCUGGCCAUCUUUGCAGGCCUGUUCUACGAUUGGACUCGAGGCAUGAACCGGGUUGGUCCUAGAGCCACUGUAUGGGUGGGUGUGGGCAUGCAUUUUGUGGGCUAUAUGACAUUGUGGGCAGCUGCGCACGGCAACAUCAAGCUUCCCUACUGGGCCCUGCUUGCCAUCACCUUCCUUGCCUGCAACGCACAGACCUGGUUUGAGACCGGCAGCAUGGUGACUUCCAUUCGAAAUUUUGAUACAGAGAGGGGUACUGUCAUUGGCAUUCUAAAGGCUUUCCUGGGCCUGAGCGGGUCGUUUUUCACGACUGUGUAUGUCUCCUUUCUGGACCCGGACGCUGUCUCCUUCCUGAUGAUGCUGGCAAUUGUGCCCAGCGCCAUUGUGCUGACGUGCUCAUGCUUCGUCAACUACGUGCCCUACAUCCAAGUGGAGCCCCACACGAAGUCCCACGCGUUCCACCUGGCCUGCACCACCGUGCUGGGCCUGGCGGCCUACCAGGCGGUCAUAGCGCUCGCGCGCAACUCGGAGGGAUUCGACUUCUGGGGCGGCGUGCUCAUGACGGGCGCCAACGCCACGCUGCUCUUCCCCAUGCUGGCCAUCCCCAUCAUUUUCGGUGGCCUGCGCUCGCGCCGCCUGCGCGACCUGUCGCCUCCCGAGGUGCAGCAGGAGGCGGUGGAUCUGCCGCCGGAGCUGCAGCCGUUCCUGGCGGAUGACGAUGCGAGCGACUCGCCGGUGAACAUUUACCGGGACAAGUCGCCGGCGCGCUGCCUGCGCUCGCAGUCCUUCUGGUACCUCUUCUUCAGCAGCGCCGUCUGCUCCGGCGCCGGCCUGACUCUGCUCAACAACACAGCUCAGAUGGUGGAUGCGCUGGGCGGCGGGACGUCAACGGCGGUGUUUGUGUCGGUGUACUCGAUCGCCAACUGCCUGGGCCGCCUCUGCAGCGGCUUCCUGCCGGACCGCAUGAUGAGCGAGCGUGACAUGCCGCGCACCGUCAGCCUCAUCUUCCUCUCAGCACUCACCUUUGUGGCCUGCCUCCUCAACGCCUUCGCGCGCCUCGAGUUCUUCGGCAUCUCCGCCGCCGUCACCGGCUUUGCAUUCGGCGGCUUCCAGGGUGUUGUGCCGGCCAUUGCGAGUGAGAUUUUUGGCCUGCGCAACCUGGCCACCAACUACUCCCUCCUGCAGCUGGGCCCUGCAGUCUGCAGCUAUGUGCAGGCGACAUAUCUGGCAGGUACCCUGUACGAGCGCGCGAUGGACAGGCAUCAUGACACCGGCUUGACCUGUCUCGGCUCGGACUGCUUCCAGGCGGUGUUCCUGAUAAAUGCAGGGCUGUCACUGGGCGCUGUGCUGACCUCGACGCUGCUGUGGCGGCGCACCAAGCACCUGUACAGCAAAGUGAUCGAGGUCACCAAGGCCGAGCGGGCCAAGCGCGGGCUGCGGGGUGAGUUUGAGGAGGCGCGGCAGCUGAUAAAGCGCAUGGGCGCUGAGAAUAAGCUGAUGCACGCGAUCCUGUCGCGCGGCCGCUCGCUGGUGGGGGACCUGCAGGGGGCCAUGCCCGGAGGAGGGAACGGCGCCGGAGCCAGCCCCGCGCUGCAGUCGGCCGUCGACGCGCUGUCCGGCUUCCUGGCAGAUGCGCGGCGGCUUCUCGACGAGCAGGCCGCGCUCUACCGCCGCUUCGACGAGCUCCCCAACUGGCGCAAGGGGCUCACAGGGUGACUAUGCUGCUGGUUCCUUGCCCAUAGAUAAGGAACCCAAGUGGCGCAAGGGGUUCACCGGCUGAGAAUGAGGUUCUCUGCCCAUCGAGGAGGCAGCCCAAGGGGCCCAUUGGUUAGUCACCAUGCUGGUUCCUUGCCCUUUGUUCAUUGUGAGCCUUGCCAGAGACGGUGAAAGAAGCAGCUCUGCUGCGUUCAUUGGAGCUGCAGACCUCGCGAGAUGGUGUGAAGCAAUACUAGCUUUGUCCGUGCAUUCUUUUCAUAGAGAUUUGAUUUGGGUCAUCCAACCCAUGUUUCAUAGAUAACCUGCAAGGGGAUGAAUGCUAUAAAAGAGUAGAGCUGUGCAGCUCAGGAAGCUCACAACUGCCACGACAUACAGCUCACAGCAUAGGGAUUCUGUAUGGGCCCCUUGCUGUUAGCUCAGAUGUUUCCUUGAAGGAUGGGCAAAAAUAAGUGACAUGCCUGUGCUGCGGGGAGCAAUUGACUGUUGGGAGACUGACUGAGCAGAUGAGGACAUGUGGGGAAUUGUGCAGUCCACUGUGAAAUGUCUCUAUUGAUUUCAGUAGAUAGCGGUGUACCCGAGUGCGUUUUGUAGUCUUCUGAGCUGGAUGCUAUGA
Molecule: messenger RNA, 2539 nt
Organism: Coccomyxa subellipsoidea C-169
Lineage: Eukaryota; Viridiplantae; Chlorophyta; Trebouxiophyceae; Coccomyxaceae
Product: MFS general substrate transporter
Exons: 10
Coding region: 1-1926 (641 amino acids)
Biological process (GO): transmembrane transport
Cellular component (GO): membrane
Molecular function (GO): transmembrane transporter activity
Source: RefSeq, a predicted model, not a curated record